GUUAGUUUCGUUUUACUGAAUAGUAUCGUGUUUUGUAAAAAAAAAAAGAUUAUCAUCGUAGACUUAUAAACAACUCCUUUUUGGUCACAGAUAUUUACUUCGACAUUUACUUUAGUUUAUUGCACUAGAUUAAUCUUACUAAAGUUAUUUUCUUCAAUAUUUACUUCGGUUUAUUGCACUAUAUUAUUAAGGCCAAAAGAUGAAAUAUUCUUAAAUGCAUACAUGACGCAGAAAGCUAGAAAAAAAUAAGAAAUAGAAAAUGGGAGGAUCUCUAGAUUUAGAUGAACCAGCUCGAUCUGAACCCGAAACCAAGGGUGAAUAUGAAAUUCCCAAUAGACACUUUUUUUUAAAUGUCGUUCAAGCAACAAUGGAGCAAGAGGCAAUGCAAGCUUUCACUAUCGCAGAAUCAAGAGUACUUGGAAUUCAAAAAGAUGGUGUAGCACUAACUGAAAUGCAAGAGAAUGCAAUUGAAGUGACCGAAACCGAUCUAAAAACAGGAGCAGUUGAAGGAGUUGGGUUGGAAAGUGGAGCAAUAAAUGCUGUAGGAGCACAAACAGGAGCAAUGAAGAUUUCGGGCCUUGAAGUGACUACUGAAGCAUUUCAAACUCUGGGCAUUGCACCAAAGACAAUAAGAGGGAUUGGGAUAGAGCAAGGUGGUGCUGCUUUUACAAGGAUGGAAAGGGACGAUCUUAAUUUUGGGACUAGAUUGAAUGUAGGAGGGGAUGGCUUUUUCAUGAUGAUUGUAUCUUUCAGUGCAGUUUCUUUAGCCAUCAUUACCAUAAUCUUUACCAAUCUUCCAACUGGACCGUUCCCAUGGAUUUUUCUAAUCUUUUUCAUUGUUCUAAUACUUUUUGGAGCUCUAUACUAUAGAAAAAUGGAGUUAGAUAAAAGUUACAAGGAAAAUUUGAUCCAACAAAGCAAACUUAUUGCCAUUAGAGUAAUAGGAAAAAGAUUUAAAAAGCUUAUGCUAUCUUGUCAAAAGAUUAAAAGUCACUCAAAAGACAAUCAUUUGCCUAAUGUUCAGCUCACUUUGAAAAAGCUUGAUGUAUGUUUUGACCACUUUCACCAAAUGUACGAUCGUUGUAUUAAUUCAAUCAAUACAGUCCAGGAUGAAAUAGUCUACAAACAUGAAAAAAGUUCCUUUUUUGCAACUGCUAAAGUUUUCCAUGACAAAAUUGUACAGUACACGGUAGAUAUAAAUCAUUUAAUCCAAGAAAACAAUAUGCAUAUUCUAUUAACAGAAAUGUAUAAAGACGCUAAUGCGCUCAAACAAGAAAUACAGGAACUAAAAAAAAACUGUACUCUUGAAAACAUGGCCAAAAAAAUACAGGAAAUUUUGAGUGAAUUUGAAUCUUAUUAUUUGGACACGAUUGCCAAAGUUAAAGUAUUUCUUGAGGAACAUCAACAAGACAGGAUAAAAUUUGAAUUUGAUUCUUUUAUUAGAGAACUCAAAAUGAAGCUGAGUGAAUUGACGAAAAAUAUUGAACAAAAGAAAAUUAUGUUAAAAAAUUUAGAUAGCUAUUAUAAACAAGUAGAUGUGAAAUUUAAGAUAGUAUUAAAAAUGAUUCCAAACACUUCAGAAGAAGAGUAUAUGGAACUUGAAAAUCUAAAUGUUCAGGUGGACGAGCUGAAGAAUAAAGUUCAUAAAUGUUUUGAAGAUUAUUUUGAAGAACACAAAAAAAUUUCUAACCAAGUCGAAAAACUUGAAGACAGUUCAAACGAUGCAACGCUUAUGCUGGAAGCCUCAAAUUUAUUAAACAAAUGCAUAAAAGAUUUUGAAAAUUUAAAUUUAGAGCUGGAAAAGCUGGUGAAAGUGUUUGCUGUAACUCCAGAAGGUCGGCUUGCAAGGAAUGUAAAAAAGCUAGCUAAACACAUAUCGAAUACAAAUGAGCUCCACAUUUUUAAACUUUUAGUAAAAAUGGUUCAUGAGGAUAAGCAACAUAACUUCCGCCAUUUUUCACUUGGAGAAUGCACAGAUUUAACCAUAUCCAAAAAAGUGAUCAUGAUGGUUGGAAUGACUGGAGCAGGUAAAAGUUUGAUGCUAAAUAACAUGGUCAACUAUGUGUACGGAGUCAACUUCAAUGAUAACUUCCGCUUCAAACUAAUAUUGGAAGAUGAGGAGUUUGCAGAGCAUAAUGCAACCGGAGACUCUUUUAUUACCCACGCAGAAAGUAUGACAAGAUGGGUGAGCAGUUACACACUCCACCACAAGGUGGGGUUUAGAGUACCAUACACGCUUGUCCUCAUUGACACACCUGGAUUUGGGAACACUAGAGGUAUUAACUUCGAUGAGAGCAUCAGUAAGAGUCUGAAGGAGUUUUUUAGCAACAGAGUUUACCCUGUAGAUGAACUCUCUAGCAUUGGACUUGUCAUUCAGGCAAGUCAGGCUAGACUAACUGCAGAGCAGAUGUAUGUCUUUAAUGCUGUUCUUAACAUCUUUGGCAAAAAUGUUACUGAAAAUAUAUGUAUGCUUUUCACCUUCGCGGGUGCCCAACUUCCUCCUGCAUUGGAAACUAUAAGAAUGGAAAAAAUACCGUAUACCGAAAAAGGAAUUUUCAAGUUUAACAACUCAGCAGUUUAUGCAAAGGUUGAUGAUGAAUCCAAUGCUUUUUACUGGAAGUUCAGUUAUGACAGUCUUGAAAAUUUUUUUAGACACAUCAAAGUUAUUCUCCCGGUUAGCCCCACGCUCACCAAGGAAGUCCUCAAUGAAAGAGAAACCCUUUACCAUCUCCUAUAUGGUCUACAAAGAAUGAUCAAUGAUGGAUUUGAAACACUUCAAUCUAUAGAGAACACAACACGUGUAGUCAUGGAACUUAAGGGUACAAUGAGGGCAAACAAGGAUUUCAAAGUCACAAAGACAGUUUAUUAUCAAGAAACUAAAAUAUUCAGCCAUAAUAUCACCAAUUGCAAGGUAUGCAUGUUCACUUGCCAUGACCCUUGCUAUGAAGGGGAUAACAAAGAGAUUUGUGAAUCUAUGAAAGAUGGAAAAUGUGUCCAAUGUUCUGGAAAGUGUCCUUGGGAUAUGCACAGUAAUGGAAACAGAAUUUACACCUAUACUGAAGUGGAAAUGGUGGAAACCAUUGAAAACAUGAUGGAAAAAUUUAACAUUGCAAUGAACGACAAAAAAGCAAAAACCAAAAUUCUUAAGAAGUUAAUGAAUGUUUAUAAUAAUCAAAAGAAUAAGGUUUUUGAAGACAUCCAAGCUGCUUGCCAAGCUGCCGUGCGUCUAGAAAAAAUUGCAUUAGGAAAAAGCAUUCUUUCCAAUGUUGACUACAUUGACAGACUCAUUGAUUUAGAGAGACGCAGUGAUAAGCCGAACAAAGCCAACAGGAUUAAGCAGUUCCAGCAUUUCCGCGAACUUGCAGUUCUGUUGAGAGAUGUUCAGCACAAUCCCAACAGUCUGACAGGCGUUAUAAACAAAUACGAAGAAACUGUCAUGACUGAGAUUAAGAAAACGAAGGAAAAGUUAGACGGUGAUAUUGGUCGAGAUGUUUUUGUGUCUCCUCCAGUUAUAACAGAUGAUAAAAAAGAUAACAAAGGGAUAAUUUAAAAAGUCAUUGAUUAUAUUACGAACGAAACUUAGUAAAUAGGAGUAUAAUAUAUUUUUUCUCAAGAAAAAUAAUUAGUACCAGGAAUGAAUCAAUAAAAUCAAAAGUUAAAAAUGAUUUCCUUUUAUUGAUGAUUAAAAUUAGUUAUCAUUAACAUAAAAUAUAUAAACUUUUUUUCUAGU
This is a messenger RNA of Hydra vulgaris (swiftwater hydra), 3730 nucleotides long. RefSeq lists its product as uncharacterized. Lineage: Eukaryota; Metazoa; Cnidaria; Hydrozoa; Anthoathecata; Hydridae. The record is from RefSeq and is a predicted model, not a curated record.